AUGAACCCAUUCCGAACCAUCAUCCAUCCACCCACGUCUCAACCAAAAGAACCAUACCGUAUGCCCCCGAAAGACGAAAUCAACGAAGAAGAUUCCCUCAGCAUCAAAGCCUCCGAAGACGAUGACUUCCUCUCCGGCGAGACACUAACCCGAGGACCUGUCUCCGAUCCUUCAUCACGGUAUCUGCCAUGGCUGAAGUAUCUACUCCUGGGCAUAGCCUGGACAAGUUCGAUAGUUACCGCUGUUCUUAUCACUAGUCGCAAGAGCCGUGAUUGUGGUGGUCUUGCGCGCGUUUAUGAUACAGAAUUAGGGCCUAUACAAUCCGCGAUUAAAGUCCAUAAGGUCCGAUUCUCAGGCAAUCUGGAGUUUGACGAUAAUGGUACGCUUGUCGAGACGUAUUGGGAUGGACAAGCGCCUAGAUAUACCGGGGAACCGAGCGAUGAGUUAGACGAGCGCUGGAGAAGUUUGAUCAGAGCUGAUGGCGUGGAUCUCCGUGGUGGCGAGGCCGACACGGUUCGAGGGACAACAUAUGAGAAGCCAGGAGGUUGGUCGCUUGUAGGGAUCGAUGUGUUUCAUCAGCUUCAUUGUUUGAACCUCCUACGCCAGGGCCUACGUCCAGACUACUACACAAAACACGACGACGAACCAGCCUACACGAUACACAUAAACCACUGUCUCGACUACCUCCGACAAGCAGCCAUGUGCAACGUCGACGUAACGCCCAUCCCAGUCCUCUGGAGUGAGCGGGAGGAUCGCCCCGUGCCCGACUUCCAGGUCGAGCACACUUGUCGGGAUUUUUGGAAGGUGCGAGACUGGGCGAUGGAGCGGGAUGCGCAUCGGCAUGGAUUCAAGGGUGAGCAUGAGCAUUAG
Molecule: messenger RNA, 870 nt
Organism: Aspergillus melleus
Lineage: Eukaryota; Fungi; Ascomycota; Eurotiomycetes; Eurotiales; Aspergillaceae
Product: oxidase ustYa family protein
Exons: 5
Coding region: 1-870 (289 amino acids)
Biological process (GO): mycotoxin biosynthetic process
Source: RefSeq, a predicted model, not a curated record